CGUCCCUGAGGUGGCUGAAUUUCUGAUGUCCAUCGAGACAGCCACACAGUAUGUGGAGAGGUCCCUCGUGGCUGUGUCCACCAAGGCCAUUAAGUUCCACAUUGACGAGGCAGACAAGGUGGUCUACAGCACAUCCCCCUCAUCCCUUUUACCUGCUGUACAUGGAGUCCUGCAGGUGAUACCAGAGCAGGGGACAUGUGCACAAUGUGGUCAUGAAAUGGCGGCAGUGCCCACCGACCAAGUGCCGCUAUUUCACCAAGCGGAUGUCCUCCCUGUCCAGGUUCACAAGAAAGUGUGCAGCAGCUGCAGGAGGGAGACCUGUUUCGAUGGAGGAGAGGUCUCCAUCUUGAAUAUGGGGUCGUUCCUCAUGCACCACUCCCUCCUGAGGGACUACAUGCUGCAUUUCCUUUUUUCUGGGACUUCCAUCCACAAUUAUUUCAGAGUGUGGAAGCAACGAAUGCAGGACAUUGGCAGUAACACCACACAACUGACCUACUACAAAUUCCGCAUGGGCUGGUACGCAUUUCUGGGCCUGUUAGACCUUGAGGGGGGGGUUUGUCUGCCACACCUGCCAGGAAAACCCAGAAGUUAUUGUGAUGGAUGGCACCACCCUGGGCUACCACCAGAGGUACCGGCUGGACCUACCAGCAGCACCACCAGCAGCACCAAUGGGAGCAGGAAGAUAAGUAUUUAUUCUUUUAUUACUUUACUUUAUAGGUAUACAUUCUCUUUCCUUUUGAACUCAGGUUGUUAACAACUCCUGUACCAUCCUUGCAAUGCCAUGUAUGUUUGCAGGCCGUACUAGGUACGCACUUUAAAGGUACACUGUGCAGGACAUGGUCAAAAAAGGUACUGCAACUAUGCUGCUCAUUCAAACUGGUUUGCCUAUUGCCAAAUUUGAUCUUUUCAUGAAAGUUUACGAAAUAAUAAACUAACACUUUCUAGUAAGGCAGAACUACAGUCAUUUUCACCACUAAAAAUUACCAUUUCUGGAAAAUCAAAAUGGCGGACCAUAUAUGCACUGAAUACUUAGAAUUUGAUGGUGUUGGUAAGUACUCACGACAAAGGUAACAUUAGCGAAGGGUUAGCAUAAAUUCUGGAAAUAGGCAACUUAAAAAUCUUACACAGUGUACCUUUAUAAGUCAAUUUUUUGUGUGUUAUGCAGCAUCUAUGUAUGAUGUAUGUCCAAGACACAAUUCCCUCUGCACAAAUAAAAAGAAUCUUGAGUAUUGAAUAUUGUUGUCAUUUUUUGUGAACAACUACCAUCCUUGUCAUGCCAUGUAUGUUUGUAGACCGUACUAUGCACUUUCAUGCAACUUUAUUCUGGUACUUUAUGUCUGUAUGUGGUUCUUUUGUAUCAUGUGUUGUGUGUUGUGCAGCAGCUAUGUAUGUCAAAGACAAAUUGCCCUCGGUACCAAUAAAAAGAAUCUUGGAAAUUCAAUCUUGAGCAUUGCUGCCGUUCAUUGCAAUACUGUUUACUGUUUCCUGGCACUGUGCACUCCUUUCAGUCAAGCAGCAGUGUUUUCUUACAAGGACAUUGUGAAUUGUUGAGUGACAAUGACAAACAGUUUAAGUCUUAAGUCUAAUUGUGCUAUUUCUGUUAUCUCUUUCCUCUGAGCACUAGGCACAUGGACCGUGUGCUUUUCCCCUGUAAGUCCCUGAGGGAGAAGCUGGCCCGGUACAGUCGGGGUGGGAAUGAGUCUGAGUUCUUGCAGCUAGAGGAGGAGGUGGAGCGCAAAGCCAGCUUCCUGUCUCCACUCCUCACCAUGUUCAGAAAUGAGGGCCAUUUACAGCAGGCGCCCCAGGCCUAUCGGUGCCUCCUCACUGAGCUGUCCAAGUCGUCACCAACGUGUGCGCUGUUACACCCUUGCCCUGAUUUGGACAGCCUCCUUGAGCAUUUGUUUGAGGGGAAAGGGGGGGAUAUUAGGCAUGACAGUGCUCUAAUGCAUAAAGUGCAUCACCAUUGUCCCCUUUUGUGGCAGGUACUCUGUGCAGAUGGAUUAAAGGAAGGAAUACUUCCUCUCCUUCGCCAGAUGUACACUGUUGCGAAACAGGCCUUUAUCAGUGAAGGAGGGCCACACGCCACGGACAAUGGUGGGGACAUGACGCCCAGUCCCCUGGACUUCUUUCCACACCUGCCCAUCAAGAGGCCCAGAGGCAGAUACCUCCAGGACCAAGGGAAGAAGGAGGUGGGGAAGGAGGACUGCAAGAAGGAAGGAGGUCAGCACACCACCCUCAUUCCAGGCAUUUUUACAAUGUUCUGUGGACAUGGCCUAGGCUAACCUCACUGUUGGAACACAUGUUGGAACAGAGAAUGCAUUUGGCCAUCCUUAUGUGCAAUAUCUCAAAGGCUGUGUUCCAAAAAUAUAAUGCCUUGGUAUGUAUGCGGUUUUACAUUGGUGAUGUCCAUAUCAUUCAGCAUUUAUUUUAGUCCUCCACAUGAGUAAGAACACCAUAACCAGGGCACUACUGCACCUCUUUACCAUCAGAAAUAUUUCUUCAUUGUAGUCUUAGGCUAUAUAGUAGCCUACUUGUUUUUGGUCUGUUUUAGUGUACAAAGCGGAUUGCACAAAAAGUGGGAAUACUUGGUGUUUUAUGAAUAAAUCAAAAUAAUGCCUUUUUCAAAAGAUUCAAUCUGUUAAUAAGACAGGCCAUUGAUCAAAGUCAAUUUUGAGGAAAAUAUGUGCUCAUCUGAAAUAUCAACCUUGCAACAAAUCCCCAAAUAGUUGGGACGGGGCCAAUAAAAUGCUUUUAAAAGUUGGAUAAGACAAAAGACAAAACAAAGGAAGUGACUUUGCAGUGAAAUACGUUGAUGCUGCUUUUAUUCAAAAAUAGAUAGGCUACUUCACUGUGUGAGACAUGAUUUCAGCAGCUCAACUGAUAGGUGUGUUCUUCAACUUGUUUACCUUCUUGUUAUGCAUAUGUGGUAUAUCCUGACUGCAAGCUGAUCAUUUUACCACCUGUUUACUGUUAUGAUGUAGGCUAACCACACUGUUGGAACACAUGUUGGAACAGAGAAUGCAUUUGGCCAUCCUUAUGUGCAAUAUCUCAAAGGCUGUGCUCCAAAAAUAUAGGCUAAUGCCUUACCUGUAUGCGGUUUUACAUUGGUGAUGUCCAUAUCAUUCAGCAUUUACUUGUCCUCCACAUGAGUAAGAAGACCAUGUGCACUGCACCUCUUAACCAUCAUAUGCACUGUCUUUCAGACUGAUCACUGAAUCAAGCCGAAAUAUCCGUCCUCUGUGUAACCUGAAGAGUGCAAGACUUCAUCUUUUCAAAAAAGGAAUAGGCUAAAUAUUUUUUAUUUUGUAAUCAGAGGACAGUUUCAAAUGUCUUCUGGGUCAAUCUACAAUGAG
Molecule: messenger RNA, 3353 nt
Organism: Engraulis encrasicolus (European anchovy)
Lineage: Eukaryota; Metazoa; Chordata; Actinopteri; Clupeiformes; Engraulidae
Exons: 6
Coding region: 26-754 (242 amino acids)
Source: RefSeq, a predicted model, not a curated record